UUAACAAAAUUUUCCAAUCGCCUCCUGCUUAGUACAACCAGAAAGAAAGAAUGCAGAAAACAAACAGAGGAAAUGGUGACCUAUGUGAGCGCGUUGUUCUACGGAGUAGGAGGAAUAGUCGUCGCCGGAGUUGCUCUGCUCGUGGCUUUCCAGGAGAAGCUUGUAUACGUCCCAGUGCUUCCAGGCUUAAGCAAGUCUUAUCCGAUCACUCCUGCUAGGCUCAAUCUCAUUUACGAAGACGUUUGGCUUCAAUCAUCCGAUGGUGUUCGCCUCCACGCUUGGUUCAUCAAGAUGUUCCCCGAAUGUCGAGGUCCAACCAUUUUAUUUUUCCAGGAGAAUGCUGGAAACAUUGCUCAUCGUUUGGAGAUGGUUCGCAUCAUGAUACAGAAAUUGAAGUGCAAUGUAUUCAUGCUUUCAUAUCGUGGCUAUGGGGCAAGUGAAGGCUAUCCUUCACAGCAAGGAAUCAUAAAAGAUGCUCAGGCUGCAUUGGAUCACCUUUCUGGAAGGACUGACAUUGAUACAUCUAGGAUAGUUGUAUUUGGAAGGUCCCUUGGGGGAGCUGUUGGAGCUGUGCUUACCAAAAACAAUCCAGAUAAGGUAUCUGCAUUGAUUCUGGAAAAUACUUUCACAUCCAUUCUUGAUAUGGCUGGCGUUUUGCUGCCCUUCUUGAAGUGGUUUAUUGGAGGAAGUGGUACGAAAAGCCUGAAGCUUCUAAAUUUUGUUGUACGUUCCCCCUGGAAAACAAUUGAUGCUAUUGCUGAGGUCAAACAACCAGUGCUUUUCCUCUCUGGGCUGCAAGAUGAGAUGGUCCCUCCAUUUCACAUGAAAAUGCUGUAUGCAAAAGCAGCUGCCCGUAACCCUCAGUGCACAUUUGUGGAGUUUCCAAGUGGGAUGCAUAUGGAUACAUGGCUGUCGGGUGGUGAGGUUUACUGGAAAACAAACAUGCAGUUUCUUGAAAAGCAUGCGCCUGAGAAAAGGAAAGACGAUACAGGAAGGUAACGAGUGACAAUGCUGUGUUUAGAGGAAGAUUCGACUCACUUAGCUCCUAUUGCAACCUGGAACGACAGUAUUGUUAUAAGCAUGUGUAUACUCGUAUGUUGCAUUUGGGAGUGACAGAUACAACUUGUUCAGGGAGUGAGAUAUUGGACAGGAACUUUGUAAGGAGAACCAGCUAGUGGAGAUGGCAAGUGUAAGCUAAUCAGAUGCAUUUGCU
This is a messenger RNA of Arabidopsis arenosa, 1213 nucleotides long. The record is from the annotation of a GenBank genome assembly. NCBI's taxonomy places the organism in Eukaryota, Viridiplantae, Streptophyta, Magnoliopsida, Brassicales, Brassicaceae.